Messenger RNA from Bufo bufo (common toad), 2927 nucleotides. Its product is annotated as transmembrane protease serine 4-like. Gene Ontology annotation, cellular component: membrane. The record is from RefSeq and is a predicted model, not a curated record. Gene Ontology annotation, molecular function: protein binding; serine-type endopeptidase activity. The transcript has 13 exons. Gene Ontology annotation, biological process: proteolysis. The coding region runs from base 149 to 1762 and encodes 537 amino acids. Lineage: Eukaryota; Metazoa; Chordata; Amphibia; Anura; Bufonidae.
UGCAGAUAAGGAAGAGAAACAAGGAAACUGACAUGCCGAGGUAGAAAAACAUGAGACGGGGCUUAGAAGCAAACACAUAAGACAUAGUCCUGUACAGUCCCAUACGUUUUGGAUUGAGCAGUGGAGAGGUUGACAUCCUAGGAUCACCAUGAGUACAGGAGAGGAAGAAGUAGAUGUUGCGUCUCCUCUUAACACUACAGGUGCAAAUGAGGGAGCAAGAAAUGCAGCACAGCCAACUGUAUCAUCACAACCAGUUGCCUCUACCACUAGGACUGCCAACACUCAACCGUCAGGACCUAAUACUGCCCCACCAGGACCAACUCCUGCCCCUGCUGUUGCAGUUCGCGUUCCACCUGGAGCUACCCGUGCUGCCCCAACACCAACUGGUGCUUCAGCUCCUGCUCCCACACCACGAGGACCUGCCCGACCUCCUGAUUCUAGGCCUGUAGGACCCACUAGAAUGCCAGGCCCUGUUCGUGGUACCCCGAGACCUACUCCAAGACCUGGACCUUUGGUCUACAAAAUCAGAAGAGUUUCAGCACUUAGAAGAUACUGUGUCCCAAUCACAACGGCGAUACUUGUAUUAACUUCGCUUGCAGUCAUUGGUAUACUGAUUAAGGUGGUCCUAGAUAAUUACUACUUCUUCUGUACCAAGUCCUUUAAGUUCAUUCCACUGGACAAAUGGUGCGAUGGAACUUCAGACUGUAGCAACAAUGAAGAUGAACUCCGCUGCGUACAGAGAGUAGAUUACAGCAACAGCUCAUUUGUCCGGCUUACAGAUGCAGACUCCGUCGUACAGAUCUUCUCCUUUGGAAGGUGGAGCUCCAUUUGUUAUGAAGGUUUUGAUGCUGCGAGAGCUAAGGCUGUAUGUGCCCAGCUCGGAUAUUCAAGUAACCCUACCUUUGGCUUUGUAAGUGACAAUGGUAUAAAUGGGCCUUUCGGUACUGUUCGGGUCGUUAACAGUGGGGUUGAGGUGGAUCCUCUUUCUGGGACAUGUCCAUCUGGCAACGUUUUAACCCUCAGCUGUAUAGUCUGUGGAGCUAAUCAUGAAAAGCAGCGAAUUAUUGGAGGACAAGACACCACCAUCGAGCAUUCACCGUGGCAGGUCAGCUUGCAGUACUCGGGGCAACAUUCGUGUGGCGGAAGUAUUCUUACCCCCCGUAUAAUCUUAAGUGCGGCACAUUGUUUUCAAAAGAAAGAGCAGCAGGUGGAUAAAUGGCGCGUUCAGUCCGGCGUUUCCGUUCUUAGCUACCUAUUUGCGCCAGAAGUGUCUGAGAUCUUCAUUCACAGCCUCUACAGCUUAGAUCGCAAGUUAUAUGACAUUGCCAUUCUUAAACUGAAGAAGGACUUGAAAUUCUCAGCAUCCAUACAACCAAUCUGUCUUCCGGGAUAUGAUAUCAACUUGCCAGAUAAUGCACCAUUUCAAGUGACUGGCUGGGGUUACACUGUAGAAGGAGGUGGAUCCUUGUCUUCCACACUUCAGAAAGUCAACCUCAACUUGGUAUCAAGCAAUAUAUGCAACAUACAGUAUUUUGGUCAAAUCCAAAUCGAUAUGCUGUGCGCUGGUGAAAUUGAGGGUGGGCGUGACACUUGCCAGGGUGACAGUGGGGGCCCCUUGGUGUAUUUGGGUGAGAGUUCGUCCUGGGAACAAGUUGGUAUUGUAAGCUGGGGAGAUGGCUGUGGACGGCCUAACAAAGCUGGAGUGUACACAAGAGUUCAGUCAUUUUUACCAUGGAUACACGGACUCAUGAAGCGCCUGUAGCUGAUCCACUGAACCUGUCCUAUUUAUUACUUCUACCUCCUUCGGGCCAAGUGAAGCUCAUGGGUCGAGCACAUGAUAUGACUACUGUGUUAGUCUCGUUGAGACAAUCUUUCCUCUUCCCAGCACAGCCCCACACUCUCUGCAGGUCUGGAACAAGUUGUCUCUUCAGUAACAAAAGAAAGGAAAAGACUAUGAAAAACGCUUAACUGCAUCAUCAUCAUCAUCAUCAUCAUCUCUUGUAGACCUCCAACUCUCACUUUGCCAAGAUGGUGCUACUCUAGCCAAACCCUGCAUAGAAUCGUCACUUCUACUCUGGCAUCUGAAAUAUAUGCUGCACACCGUGGAGGUCGCCAUGUUAUAUGCUGUAGUGUAACCCCACAGUAUGGCUACCAGGACAAUGCAGCACUACGGGGACACGUUUACAUUGGUCCAUCCAUUCCCCAUGUCAACCUAUUUUUGGAUAUGUGCUAUGACUCUCCCUGUAGGCCCAUGUGCGAAAUUCAUGUGAGCUCAUUAGAACUCGAUAUUUUAACCCAUAUUACCUCACAGUGGGGUCACCGGAGAUUUAUUACUUAGAGCAGUGGUCUAGCACCGUACAUACUAGAAAUGGAUUGUAUUUUGCAGGUGUUUUUUUACCUUGUCGACUAAGGGAGAAACUAGGUCACAAUCACACAUGUAAUAUUUCAGGCUGCUGCAUGAUUGUGAAGCCACCUUGUUUCUUCUCCUUGCAUUGAUUAUGUACAUAAUGUAUUUAGGAACCAGGUGAACUGUAUAUAUAAUGUUUUUAGAGCUACUUAAAUGUUGUAAUUAACUUUUCUGUGUUUGUGUAAUAAAAAGUAUGACCGAGCCUACAAGUCAGAACUUUUUUUUGGGACAGAACAGAAAGUUUUGCUUUAAUAAACUGGAGAUUGAGGGAAAAUAUUAUGCAGAUUUUAAUGCUAGAAUUUAAAUUGUUAUAUGUUUUGUGUACUGUAGUUCAACACAACUUUUUAUAGUUUCUCUUGGAUUACAUGGAAUACUGUGUAAAAUUUUGGGCACACUGAACUAAAGCUGGUAUAGAGGGUAAUUAAAGGGGUUAUUUCAAUUCAGCAAAUGGCAUUUAUCAUGUAGAGGAAGUUAAUACAAGGCACUUACUAAUGUAUUGUAAUUAUCCGUAUUGCUUCCU